AUGGCUAAGCAUAUUAAUGAUAGUUUCAGCGAUGAAGAAAUAUUUUUUGGAAAUCUUUCCUUGAAGGAAAUUAAAAAACAUGUAACGAUGGGUAGAUAUCGGUACAAUGCAAUAGAUAACAAUACAAAUAAGGAUGAAAGACAUGUUGACAGCAGUUUGAAAAUAAUUAAAACUCGUUCUGAACCUGAUCCUAAUCCAGGAGUUUCUCUGAACGUUUCUGAUCCCAAUUCGAGUUUAUCAAGUGAAGAAAAUGGAUUUUCAAGUUGGAGUAUAAAUUCAAUCAAUGAUAGUUUUUUGGAAAUGGAAAAAAUGGUUUCAGAACUUCAGAAACUACCUAACAGUGAUAAAGAGAAAUUAGAUAAUACAUUGGAAGUUGUUAAAUAUAUAUUAAAUAAUCAUCCAAUUCAUGAAGAAGGAUGUAAACCUCCCAAUAAAACUGAAGAUUCAAAAGAUAAUGAUAAUGAAAAAACUGCAUUGGAAGUUAAAGUUAUUGAUACCGAGCCUAUUAAUGUACCGGUGUCCAUAAAAGAUGUGGUAAAGUUAGAAGAGGUCAAAUAUUCUUUAAACACAGAACUUUUUACUCCAAUAAAAAAAAAAGGUGGAGUAAGUGAUUGUAAUUCUGGUCCCAGUUUAGGUACAUUUUCUAUGAAAACAAUUGAUAAUCCAAUUAAAACUGACAAUAUUACUACCCCUUUUUGUGGUGAUACAAAACAAGUAGCUCUAGUAUUUAAGACACCCAAAAGUCACAUAUCACAAAAGAAACAAUUUUUAACUACUAAGAUGACACCAAGUAAAUUAAAUUCAUAUCAACACAUAAUAAGUCCAGUUGCUGCAUAUAUUAAGAGUUCUCCACAAGUCCCAUUGCUUAAAGUUGUCAGACCUAGAAAACCUUUACCAGGAAUCUCAUCAAUUCCCAAGCUACUGAAAACUACAGAAAAAACAUCAGACAAGGAGAAUAUAAAUUUACCAUCAGUUGCAUACAAGAGUGCUCAAAGAAUGAAAGUGAUAAAGGUACCUAAUGAGGAGAAGUUACCGGGAAAUCAAUGGGCCAAGAAACUAUCUCCAUCUCUAUCUAAGCCAAUUGUGAUAAAACAUGAUCAUAGAGAGAAUAAUGUAUCCAAAACAAUUAAAGAGCCUAACUCUGAAGAUAGUUUUUCCAACCUUACUUUACAUCAGGCGGAAGUGUCAAUUUGUACCCAGAAGUCUGCAUUCAGCACUUUAAAGAAAAGGCAUAUGUAA
Messenger RNA from Parnassius apollo (apollo), 1239 nucleotides. The record is from the annotation of a GenBank genome assembly. Lineage: Eukaryota; Metazoa; Arthropoda; Insecta; Lepidoptera; Papilionidae.